Molecule: messenger RNA, 923 nt
Organism: Mesocestoides corti
Lineage: Eukaryota; Metazoa; Platyhelminthes; Cestoda; Cyclophyllidea; Mesocestoididae
Source: the annotation of a GenBank genome assembly
GUUCAUUUCAAUUUGUGAUUACGAUGAGCAGUCCAGAUGUUGAUCUUCAGCCACUACUCUACGCCAAAACGGAUAAUAUAAGAUCCUGUGUAAACCUGCUUAAAGCCAUACACUUUCGUGAUCUUGCAACGAUAUUCGUAUCGAAGAAUGGACUCAAAGUAACUGUAGAAGAUUCAAAGUGCGUUCAGGGCAGCGCGUUCCUACAGUCAGAGAUGUUUGAGGAAUUUACAAUUGCGGUGCCAGUAUUCGCUUUCAAGAUCAAUCUAAAUGUUUUACUUGAUUGUCUUUCUGUAUUUGGCAUCGGUAAUAGUAACUCACUUACAUCGGUAAUCAUAUCCUACAAAGGCCACGGGAGCUCCCUAGACUUACUACUAGAAGACAGUGGUGUUGUAGCCGAGUGCAACAUAAAAACCAUGGAUGCGCUUGAGGUACUUGACUUCGAUUUUCCUGGCAGUCAGCUUAUCAGCAAAGUUAUCAUUAAGUCUGACUGUAUGCAGGAAGCAUUUUCUGAAUUGGAUGUCACAAGUGAUGUACUUGAGGUUGCAACAGUUCCUCCUCCUUUGCCACAACCAAGACUUCGCCUAACCACUUACGGUUUCACUGGCACAACCCAUUAUGACUUUCCCCGCGAUUCAGACCCCGUGGAAGUGUUUGAAUGUACCACAACAGAGCCCUACAUCGCUCGGUACCGUCUGGCGCUCUUGCGUCCAGCAACCACCCGCGCUCUCUCGCUAUCUUCUCGUGUUUCCCUCCGAAUGAACGAAAAGGGCUUUCUGUCACUGCAAUACAUGAUACAUACUGGCACUAACGAUCCAGUGGCAUCAUUUGUAGAAUUCUUCUGCGUUCCAGAUGUCGACGAGCCGAAUGAACAUGGAUAUGCAAAUGCAGAUACGUUAACGCAACUGAGAGCUGGCAUUCCAUGA